Messenger RNA from Rotaria sordida, 684 nucleotides. NCBI's taxonomy places the organism in Eukaryota, Metazoa, Rotifera, Eurotatoria, Philodinida, Philodinidae. The record is from the annotation of a GenBank genome assembly.
AUGUAUUCAUUUAAUCAACGUCCAGAUACAGUAGCUAUUGAUGAACCAUUUUACGGAAUUUGGGUAAAAAAGUUUGAUAAAAGAGAUCAGCCAUGUUUUAAUGAAACGAUACAAGUAAUGGAAUGUGAUAAUGUGGAAAAGGUUCAUGAUGAAAUUGAAAACCAGGAGAAAUUAAAAGGCAAUGUCUUUGUUAAGAAUAUGUCUAAUAUUAUAGAACUUACCAAUAAGAAUCGUCUAUUGAACUAUCGUCACAUAAUACUUAUUCGUGAUCCUGCUGAAACUAUUGUAUCUCAUUAUAAGAUAGAUCGAUUGAUAACUUCACAAUAUGGCUGUUUGAAAGAUGAAGUAGAAUUCUAUGAUUGGCUGAAAGCGACUACCAAACAAGAUCCAAUUGUUGUCGAUGGUAAUGAAAUAAGAAAAGAUCCGAAAUAUGUGUUGACACAAAUAUGCAAUCGAUUAGAUUUGCCAUUUUUGGAUGAAAUGUUAUCGUGGUCGAUUGGUCCAAAAUCUUGCGAUGGUGUUUGGGCCAAAUUUUGGUACAAUGAUGUUCAUUCAACAACUGGAUUUAGGCCACUAUCUGGAAUUAAAAUAACAGAAAAUGAUGUUCCAACCGAACAUAUACCUUUCUAUCGUGAAGUUUUACCUUAUUAUCAAAAACUCUUAGCACAUAGUAUUCGAACUUAA